This is a messenger RNA of Hippoglossus stenolepis (Pacific halibut), 2784 nucleotides long. RefSeq names its product AP-1 complex subunit sigma-2. Bases 106 to 711 code for a protein of 201 amino acids. The record is from RefSeq and is a predicted model, not a curated record. Gene Ontology annotation, cellular component: membrane coat; AP-1 adaptor complex; intracellular membrane-bounded organelle. NCBI's taxonomy places the organism in Eukaryota, Metazoa, Chordata, Actinopteri, Pleuronectiformes, Pleuronectidae. The transcript has 7 exons. Gene Ontology annotation, molecular function: clathrin-cargo adaptor activity. Gene Ontology annotation, biological process: intracellular protein transport; vesicle-mediated transport.
AACAGCAACACGAGCGCGUGUCUGUCCAAUCAGGUGUUUGAUGCCUGGUGCUGGUUCGGGUGGUGGCUCAUAUCUUCAGAGAGGAAUCCUGUGUUGUUAUUCAAGAUGCAGUUCAUGCUUCUGUUCAGUCGACAAGGCAAGCUCAGGCUUCAGAAAUGGUACGUGCCUUUGUCUGAUAAGGAGAAAAAGAAGAUCACCAGAGAGUUGGUGCAGACAGUCCUGGCUCGAAAGCCCAAAAUGUGCAGCUUCCUAGAGUGGAGAGACCUGAAGAUUGUGUACAAGAGAUACGCCAGUUUGUACUUCUGCUGUGCCAUCGAGGACCAGGACAACGAGCUCAUCACACUGGAGAUCAUCCACAGAUAUGUGGAGCUGCUGGAUAAAUACUUUGGCAGUGUUUGUGAGUUGGACAUCAUUUUCAACUUUGAGAAGGCCUACUUCAUUCUCGAUGAAUUCUUGUUGGGUGGGGAGGCUCAGGAGACGUCUAAGAAGAAUGUAUUAAAGGCCAUUGAGCAGGCUGACCUGCUGCAGGAGAAUAUAGACUUUCAGAUGCGUCUGUUUGCAGGAUGCCAAAGAAGCAGAGACCCCGCGCAGCGUGCUGGAGGAAAUCGGUCUGACAUAAACAUGGCGCAUCAACAUCCACUUGCUCCACAUGCACCCAUCUGCCAGCUGCUCUGCUGUAUGAAGCCGACACUAACUCCAAUUUACCUUUGAGCUCACACAACCUUGUAUUACACACAAACAAACACACACACACACACAUACAUACGGUGGGCAUUGUUUUUCCUUUGGAUCUGUUUUCUUUCUUCUCUGAGACAAUGUUGCACUAUCUCUCCAUGUCCUGCUGAGUUAUUUAUUUGGUCAGUGCGAUGAGGUUAAUUGUUAGCAAAGAAAAACACGGCAUCGUUCAGCUCUUCAGUCCAGUCUGAGGAACUGCUUAAUUUUAAUCCCAAAGCUGAUGGAGAGAUUCUAGACUUCAGAAUGUGUUCUAAAAAAGAGACUGAGAUAAUAUUGUAAAGGGAAGUCAAAAGUAUUGCAUCCACAAAACCAAAGAUUGACGUUUCAUCUUGCCUCACAAUGCAUUGUGAUGACCAUGAACUUGAUGACAGUUUCAAGCACAACACCUUUGGCGUUUGAAAUCAAACGGCUGUGAAACAGAAAAUGUUGUGUGUCAUAUUUCCACAGUUUACAGACCCUCAUCUAAUGUAUAGUCUGUUCUACCAGUUUCUAAUGGAAGGAUCCCACUUACUGUUGAAUGCCUUAAUCUCUGAUGGACGUCCAUUCAUUUCAAAUGAAAGAAUCUGUCCCAUGACUGCAUCUGCAUGUUACUGCAAUGUAGCAGGUUCUGAGUUUAUUUUAUCAAUGUGUUAUGUGCAAAUACAAGAAUCACUGUUUUAUUUCUUCAUGUUUACAACUGUGUUUAUAUUUUUUUGUUACAAAAACUAUUAGUGCACUUCAGUGACUUAAAAUAUCUAAUUUUGUAUUGUAAAGGCUUUAUGGCACCAGAUUAUUUCACUUGUGGCUGUAUUUGUAAAUUUUGGGCCAAAAGCUGGUAGAAAUAAGCAAGAAAACAGUGACAUAGCAGUGAAAUACAGUAUAAUGGCCUUUUUCAAUUGUUAAGCAGAUGUGGUACCAAAAUCUAGAUAUUUAGCAGCUCUUAGUCUGACAGGUCUACACAGGAUGUAUUCAGGAAACAGUAUUGAAGUUGUUGUUUACCCACAUUUUGCCAGGACACAGAACCCAAUACACAGACAGUAUUUAUGUGUGUAAAAUGCAGGAAAAAAAUGUCAUUUUCGAGAACAUAAAAUUACAUUUUGCGUCGCAUUUAAUUGUAUUGUGCAAAUAAUAUUUGAGCUGUUAAACAACUUGUGUAAAGAGCUGGACUGGUAUACAGGUUAAUCUGUUCUAUCAGACAUGAAAGUCCGGCGACUGAAAUUAGCCGUUUGGUUUGAAGCACAGUGGAUGAAGCUGACGUUGGAGUAAACAAAUGCCUGAUGCUGCUGGAAGUGAGGUGAUCGAGAAUGCUUAGACAUAAACAUACAAUAAAUAAAUGUGUGGCUGAUUUACCAAAACAAAGAGCAAAAAUAGGUUAAAAAGCUUCACUAAGCUAGCUGUCAGAUCUCUGCGGGUCAUUUUAGCUUUCUUUAACCUUUGAUUCUCAUUGGCACACAGAGUUUGAUGACCCCAUGUGAUUAUGAGCAAAGCUUCACCUUACAACUGAUCGCAGGUCUAAACAUGUGUGGUGUGCAACACCUUGAAAAAUACUCCUUAGGCCGUUUCACUGUUUACUCAAAACUGGUUGGGAUUUAACAUGAAAAUGAAUUAACUCUGGCCAAUGAUAGCGACACGUGUCAUAUUGUACAGCAUGUAAAAUACCUGUUUACUACUGUGACUCUGAUGAGAAAAGACAAAGUGGAAUCAUGCAUCAAAUAGCAAUAGUGUGAUAAACUGUAGAAGAGUUUUUUUAAUGUACUUAAUUAGUUUCCAGUCACAUGGAUGAGAACUUACAGAUACAUAAGAUGCCUUGAACACAUGACUGUGCAAAUCAACUGGAAUUCUUUGUGUAUUUUAUGUUCACCUUGAACUGUGUUUACAUCUUUAAGAAGCUGGUAUUGUUGUUUGAAACCAAAAUUGUUUAAAAUCUAUUUUCUAUCUACACACUUUAGUUGUUUUCUUCUUCUUCUUCUGUGUGUCAGUUGUUUUACAUGUUGAAACACUGAAAUGUCCUCCUCUAAUCACUAUAUACUUCAAAUGAGAAGAAUUUUCAUGUAAAAUUGAUUGUGUGCG